AUGUUGAAAAGAAAAACUUGGAUCCCAGGUUUGACCCUGCUUGUGCUGGUUGCAUUAUUUGGUGACUGUGCUCACUGCCAAAAUCAACACAAAGCACAUCAGGAAGACCUGAGACUCGUUCUAGUCGGAAAGACAGGAUCAGGAAAGAGUGCUUCUGGAAACACCAUCCUGGGAAGAGAAAAUGCCUUUAAAGAGGAGAUGUCACCUGAAUCUGUGACUAAAGGCUGUCACAGAGAAGAGGUAAGGGAUGGCGGCAGGAAGAUUGUUGUCAUCGACAGCCCAGGUUUGUUUGACACAAACAAAACCCAAAAAGAAGUCAAAGUGAAAAUUGAGGAGUGUAUUAAGAAGUCAGUUCCUGGGCCGCAUGCUUUUCUGUUAGUGAUCAGUCUGAAGUCAAGAUUCACUGAUGAGGAGAAGGCAGCUGUGAAGUGGAUCCAAGACAACUUCGGCUCAGACGCUUCCAUGUAUACGAUUGUCCUGUUUACACAUGCUGACCUGCUAGAUGGUAAAUCUGUGGAGGACUAUGUGUCAGAGAGCAAACAUCUACUAAGACUGAAAAACAACUGUGGAGGACGAUACCAUUCACUCAUCAAUGACAAGAGACAGAGCAGACUCCAGGUCAGAGAACUCCUGGAUAAGAUACAGCAAAUGGUGACGUCUAAUGGAGGAAAACACUACACCAGUGAGAUGUACCAGAGAGCCCAGGAGGAACUUGAGAAAGAGAGAAAGAAGAUGGAGGAGGAAAAGCGAAGAAGGAGGGAAGAGAGGGAAAGGAUCAAAGAGGAGGAAAAGCAAAAAAGGAAGGAAGAAGACGAGAGGAUCAGGGAGGAGGAGAGAAAUGCUGAUUGGUGUAAAGUUGUUGUAGUUUAUUCUUCUUUGGCAGUUAUUGUAGGAGGAGGAGUUUUCGGCUCAAAUCCUCUCGUAGGAUUAGGAUUGCUUGGACUCACUCAAGCUCGUCAUUGCAUAAUAGAUAUGUGUAUGCAGUUGUGGGACCUGUGACAAAAAGAAUUAUGGAAGAGCCAACAAAAGCUAAGCCUGCAAUGACUAUGAUGCCUGUAAGCUGACCCCCCCAAAUUAUUACUUUUUUCUUAAACUAUAAAUUUGUCUGGGGUAAAACUCACAAUUUGUCACAUUUACAGUUGUAAAGAGAAAGUCUUCGCUACUUUUAAGACCCAUGAUUUUGAUAUCUCAUAAACAAUUUAAUUACUUUAGCAACAUAAUUAAUUUGUUCCUCAUUCCUAACUACAAAUGGGACAUUUGCACACAUUUUACUUGAGUUGUACCUUGUAUUAUUUCAUGUGAGGAAUAAAUACAUGCUUGCAUAAAUCAUUAAAUGAUUGAUGGAUACGUUUCACAGAUCUCUGAGAUGUACAAGUGGUAAGACUCUUGGUUUGACUUGAAGUUGUGUGUUUAGGGCUAUUCAUUUAUAUACUCUUGUGUUGUUUUUUUGUUGGGUUAUGUUCAGUACAAAAAAAAAGUUUGUCAGCUCUCACACGCACGCACGCACGCACGCACGCACACACACACACACACACACACACACACACACACACACACACACUGACUUCUGUGAGAAAUGCAUGCUGUUCCUCCUGCCACCAGUGGAUGGCUCU
Messenger RNA from Plectropomus leopardus (leopard coralgrouper), 1613 nucleotides. Lineage: Eukaryota; Metazoa; Chordata; Actinopteri; Perciformes; Serranidae. The record is from RefSeq and is a predicted model, not a curated record.